Symbiodinium sp. CCMP2592 is the source of this 1221-nucleotide messenger RNA. The record is from the annotation of a GenBank genome assembly. NCBI's taxonomy places the organism in Eukaryota, Dinophyceae, Suessiales, Symbiodiniaceae.
AUGAGCCCAAACGCUGCUACUGAGCAAGGAGAGGCUCUGCGUCCUGCUGAGGCGACUAACGGCACCAUGAGAGGGCUACCGAACGGUGUGGCGUCAAGGGAACUUCAGACCUUGACGAGCGGAUCCCGAGGUAGCGCGGAUAGCAUAAACCCUUCUGUGAAUGAGGGCGUCUUGGCCACCCAGCCGGGUGGGUCGAGAUCCGAGGCUCGUGCGCUGACUGAGGUUCCCGCGCCUGGGAGAGUUCAGGCCUUCGUUCCUGGACAGCAAGCGAUGGGAAGUCAGGCUUCAGUGGCGGCUGCUAUGGCUUUGCAAGAUGGGAGUGUGCAUGCUGUGAGGGCUGAUAUGGAGGUGCAGCAGGGCUCCUCUUCGUUGACUGUUGUGCGCUGGAUUUCAAGGUUGAACGAUUUCUUGGCGACACAGAGUCAGUCGGCUAUGUUGGAAGGGGUCCUCGAGGAGAACCUCAGGAGGAACGAAGUUUCUGGGAGCCACGCCAACGGAGGCCAGAAGGGCAAGAUGGUCCUCGGCAUCAUGGAGAUCCUCAGAGUGGUUUCCAACGGAGGCCAGAAGGGCAAGAUGGUCCUCGGCAUCAUGGAGAUCCUCAGAGUGGUUUCCAACGGAGGCCAGAAGGGCAAGAUGGUCGUCGGCAUCAUGGAGAUCCUCAGAGUGGUUUCCAGCAACCAGAAGGGCAAGAUGGUCGUCGGCAUCAUGGAGAUCCUCAGAGUGGUUUCCAGCAACCAGAAGGGCAAGAUGGUCGUCGGCAUCAUGGAGAUCCUCAGAGUGGUUUCCAGCAACCAGAAGGGCAAGAUGGUCGUCGGCAUCAUGGAGAUCCUCAGAGUGGUUUCCAGCAACCAGAAGGGCAAGAUGGUCGUCGGCAUCAUGGAGAUCCUCAGAGUGGUUUCCAGCAACCAGAAGGGCAAGAUGGUCGUCGGCAUCAUGGAGAUCCUCAGAGUGGUUUCCAGCAACCAGAAGGGCAAGAUGGUCGUCGGCAUCAUGGAGAUCCUCAGAGUGGUUUCCAGCAACCAGAAGGGCAAGAUGGUCGUCGGCAUCAUGGAGAUCCUCAGAGUGGUUUCCAGUCUAGUGUUCCUACAGGGCAUGCGUGUGGUCAGUCCGGUGGUGGCGCUCAGGGAGAUGGCGGUCGUGUGCGGAAGGAUAUCUCAGGCGAUGUCUAUGAUGGUCCACCAGGUCUGCUUGGCGUUGGAGGCGGCGAAGGUCGGAAUGUGA